Messenger RNA from Apodemus sylvaticus (European woodmouse), 1374 nucleotides. It is a transcript of the gene Foxd1, whose product is annotated as forkhead box D1. Gene Ontology annotation, biological process: regulation of transcription by RNA polymerase II; anatomical structure morphogenesis; cell differentiation. Bases 1 to 1374 code for a protein of 457 amino acids. The record is from RefSeq and is a predicted model, not a curated record. Lineage: Eukaryota; Metazoa; Chordata; Mammalia; Rodentia; Muridae. The transcript has a single exon. Gene Ontology annotation, molecular function: DNA-binding transcription factor activity, RNA polymerase II-specific; RNA polymerase II cis-regulatory region sequence-specific DNA binding.
AUGACCCUGAGCACGGAGAUGUCCGAUGCCUCUGGCCUCGCCGAGGAGACAGACAUCGACGUGGUGGGGGAGGGCGAGGACGAGGAGGAGGAGGACGAUGACGACGAGGGCGGCGGCGGCGGCGGCCGGUCCCGGUUGCCUGGCUCGGCCCAGCGGCGGCGGCGCUCUUACGCCGGGGAGGACGAACUCGAGGACCUGGAGGAGGAGGACGACGACGAUGACCUGCUGCUGGCCUCGCGGCCCGCCGCGUCCCCCGCGCCUCCGGGUCCUGCGCCCGCCCCGGGGACCGGAUCCGGCGGCUGCAGCGGCGCCGGAGCGGGAGGUGGCGCGGGAGGUGGCGCGGGCACGGGCACGGGCACGGGCGGGGGCGCCAAGAACCCGCUGGUGAAGCCGCCCUACUCGUACAUCGCGCUCAUCACCAUGGCCAUCCUGCAGAGCCCUAAGAAGCGCCUGACGCUCAGCGAGAUCUGCGAGUUCAUCAGCGGCCGCUUCCCUUACUACCGGGAGAAGUUCCCCGCCUGGCAGAACAGCAUCCGUCACAACCUGUCGCUCAACGACUGCUUCGUCAAGAUCCCGCGCGAGCCAGGCAACCCGGGCAAGGGCAACUACUGGACACUCGACCCGGAGUCUGCAGACAUGUUCGACAACGGCAGCUUCCUGCGGCGCCGCAAGCGCUUCAAGCGCCAGCCGCUGCUCGCUCCCCACGCGGCGGCCGAGGCGCUGUUGCUGCGCGGUGCGGGGCCGGCGGCGGGCGCGGGGGACCCGGGCGCCGCGCUCUUCCCGCCGCCGCCUCCGCCGCCCGCCUGCGGCUACGGAGCCUACGGCUGCGCCUACGGCCUGCAGCUGCCGCCCUGCGCGCCGCCCUCCGCGCUCUUCGCCGCCGCCGCAGCCGCCGCCGCCGCCGCCUUCCAUCCGCACUCGCCCCCGCCACCGCCCCCGCCGCCGCCGCCGCCGCCCCCCGGUGCGGCCGCCGAGCUGGCGCGGACUGCCUUCGGCUACCGGCCGCACGCGCUGGCCGCCGCCCUGCCCGGCCCGUUGCAGGCGGCCGCAGUCAAGGCGGGAGGCCCUGGCGCCGCAGCGCUCGCACGCUCGCCCUUCUCCAUCGAGAGCCUCAUCGGGCGCACUCGGGGUCCCGCGGCCCCCGGUGCGCACGCCUCGCCCGGGGCCGCCAGCGGGACCGUCCCGGGAGCCGGGGGCGGAGGCUGCGCGGUGCAGGCGGCUGCGGCUCCGGCAGUCGCGCUCACUCGCUCGCUUGUGGUCGCCGCCGCGGCCGCCGCCUCCUCCGUGUCGUCGUCCGCCGCUCUGGGGACUCUGCACCAAGGGACUGCGCUGUCCAGUGUGGAGAACUUUACUGCUAGGAUUUCCAAUUGUUAG